This is a messenger RNA of Naumovozyma dairenensis CBS 421, 2055 nucleotides long. It is a transcript of the gene TRF5, whose product is annotated as non-canonical poly(A) polymerase TRF5. Lineage: Eukaryota; Fungi; Ascomycota; Saccharomycetes; Saccharomycetales; Saccharomycetaceae. The record is from RefSeq and is a predicted model, not a curated record. Gene Ontology annotation, molecular function: poly(A) RNA polymerase activity; mRNA binding. The transcript has a single exon. Gene Ontology annotation, biological process: RNA 3'-end processing. The coding region runs from base 1 to 2055 and encodes 684 amino acids. Gene Ontology annotation, cellular component: nucleolus; TRAMP complex.
AUGGUGAAAAUUGCAUCCAAAAAGGGGUUGAAAUCAUCUCCUAAGAAGACCAACUCAGGCAAUAAAAAAUUCAAGAAAAUGAGAAAAUCAUCAAUUAAUAAAAUUGAAAAAGCAUUUAAAGUUUUUAAUAAUCAUCCUCUUGAUCAAUUCAAUCAUUAUGAGAAUUUAGCUUUGGAUGUCAGUGAUCAUGAUGAGUUAGCUAAGGACGGAAAUUAUAAUGAUUUAAUAAUGUUCGAACAGAAUGAAGAUGGUAAUGGAAUCCAUCUUAAUGGUAAAGAAAUACCAGUUAUUCAAAUGGAUAGCGAUACCGAUAACGGUGCAGGCACAAUAGAAAACAACAAUAACUUUUUUAGUAAAAUAAAAGGUCAGAAAAAAUUAGACCUGAAUGAAGAUUUCAUUGGAUUUUCUGAUAGUUCAGAAGAAGAUGCUGAUGAUGAUGAAAAAGCAGGAGAAGACACCAAUUUGAAAGCCGAACAAAAUAGUGAAGAAAGUGAAGGUAUAGAAGCCUUUGAUGAAUAUGGGCAUCCUAAAAAAGUUAAUUUAACGCAAAACUCAGAUUAUCCAUGGAUUUUGAAUCAAGAUCAUUCUAAGCAAAGAGAAAUUGCAGAUUGGUUAACUCUAGAGAUUAAAGAUUUUGUUUCUUACAUAUCCCCAAGUCGUGAAGAAAUAGAGCUUCGUAACAAGACUAUUUCUAAAUUACGUAAAGCUGUAAAGGAAUUAUGGUCAGACUCACAAUUACAUAUUUUUGGAUCGUACGCCACGGAUUUGUAUCUACCAGGUUCAGAUAUUGAUUGUGUAGUUAAUAGUAAAAUGGGUGAUAAAGAGCAAAGACAAUACCUAUAUGAUUUAGCAAGGCAUCUUAAACAGAAGGGAUUAACAUCACAAGUUGAAGUUAUUGCAAAAGCACGUGUACCAAUUAUUAAAUUUGUUGAGAAAUCAUCACAAAUUCAUAUUGAUGUUUCUUUUGAAAGAACAAAUGGUGUUGAAGCAGCUAAACUCAUACGGGAGUGGCUUUCCGCUACGCCUGGUCUGAGAGAAUUGAUUUUAAUUGUGAAACAAUUUUUAAGUGCUAGAAGAUUGAAUGACGUUCAUACAGGUGGGUUAGGAGGUUUCACAAUAAUAUGUUUAGUUUAUUCAUUCCUUUCAAUGCAUCCCCGGAUUAAGACAAACGAUAUUGAUCCCUUAGAGAAUUUAGGUGUUUUACUAAUAGAGUUUUUCGAACUUUAUGGGAAGAAUUUUGCAUAUGAUCUAGUUGCAAUCAGUUUGUUAGAUGGUUACCCCUCAUAUAUACCGAAGAGCGAAUGGAGAUCAUUGUUACCCACGAGAAGUAGUUUCACAUUAGCAAUUCAAGAUCCAGGUGACGCAUCAAACAAUAUCAGUAGGAGUUCUUUCAAUUUACGUGAUAUUAAGAAAGCAUUUGCAGGUGCAUUUGAUCUUUUAACUAAUAAAUGUUUUGAAUUGGAUGCUGCCACUUUCAAAGAUAGAAUUGGUAAGAGUAUUUUGGGAAAUGUUAUAAAAUAUCGUGGUAAAGCAAGAGAUUUCAAAGACGAGAGAGAUUUAAUAGUAAAUAGGGCAAUCGUGGAAAAUGAGAAGUACCAUAAGAAACGCAGUCGGAUAGUCCAUGAUGACAUUUUCUUGAAUCCAAGUGACGAUGAUUUGGAAGACGAUAUUAAGGAACAGGAAGAAAUGUAUCGUUUCGAGCAACCUGAAAUGAAAAAGAGAAAGAAGAAUUUGAAGAAGCAAGACGGUAAAAAACUAGUUGAGAAUAGUUUACAAACUAUAGAGAAUGAGAAAAAGAAGGAGAAGAGAGAGAAAAAGAAGGAGAAGAAAGAGAAAAAGGAAAAGCAAAAACUCGACGCAACAAAAAUGGUAGAUGCUUUGAUGGGUUUACGGGAUGAUGAGGAUGCUUACGAUUCAACUCUUGUAGACUCAAAAGAAAAUACUGAAUCACCUUUAAGAAAGGCAACCGUUGACUCUCAAACAAGGCGAGAUUAUUGGUUAUCAAAGGGACAAGUUCUUGCAGGCGGAACGAUUGCCCAAAAAGUAAAAAGUUAA